Molecule: messenger RNA, 1106 nt
Organism: Phragmites australis (common reed)
Lineage: Eukaryota; Viridiplantae; Streptophyta; Magnoliopsida; Poales; Poaceae
Exons: 5
Coding region: 158-700 (180 amino acids)
Source: RefSeq, a predicted model, not a curated record
AUGAAAGCCCAGCACACACCCGGCUACUCCAGCCUCGUCUCCUCCACACCCCCAAAACCCUCCCGGCGGCGGCGGCUACCACCUCUCCACCAGCAGAAGCUCCCGGUGCUCUCCGCCGGCGGCGCCAUAAGGAGGAUACAGGAAGCAGUUCGCUCGGAUGGACAGCGGAAGCGACUCCGACGGCGCCCCCGAGGAGCUCACCGCCGUCCAGGGUGUUGAGAAGCACGAACAGAUCACUGAAGUUGAGAAGGAUAGUGUCAUCAGAGCAACACGGGAGGGAAAGGAGCGGAGGAAACGGUGGGCUCAACGAAGAACAUCCUCUAAACCAGAUAAGCCGGCGCCACAGGAAGUAAAAGAUGAAGAUACCAAACAGAAUGAGGGGAAUGAGGAGACAUAUACUAUGCCUGGCAUGCUCCCCAAUAGUGUAAUUGAAAUGCUUGCAGCACGUGAGAAGCAUACCUUCUCGUCAGACUCUGAGGAAGAAAAUGUGAAGCAGAAGGUUCAAAAAAGGAAGAAGAUAUCCAAAACUUCUGGGCCCAAGACAAUUCUGUUGAAAGAUGUUUGGUCGACACAACAUGUGAAGAAUGCCCUUGAUUUCUUGGAGCAAAGGAAAAACAAGGUGCCAAGAUCCAAUGCAGUUUUGAAGAAUGCUAAUAAGGCUUUGCGUCUCCUUUCAUCCAAGGGCAAUUUUCUGAGUUAAAGAGUGUGGCAGAAUGAGGCAUUUUCUGGAUUCGUGUUUAGACUGUCAUAGCAACGACUGAUAUGUUCAAGGGGUCGAUCAUUUGAUGGCUUUGAAAGGAAUGAAUUUUGCAUGCGAAAUGCAGCACAGCAUAGCCUUGGGCGUUAAAAUGUAUAACAAUUCGUACGCAUGUUCCUUGUACGAAAUCAAAGGUCUGUACGUACGGUUGACUGUGUUCAAGUUUUAGUUAUGUAUUUGUAAGGCUCUUAUGCUGCAAGUUUGAAAAGAAAAUUCAGAAGGAUUUCUAAAUUUUGAGAUCAACGUGACACCUGGCAGAGCUAGGAUCCCGUUGUCACAUGCCUGCUGUGUUGUCGUACUGUAUACUUUGUCUGUUAUUACCAUUCCUAUGAAAUUGUUUUACCAGAAA